Messenger RNA from Coprinopsis cinerea okayama7#130, 950 nucleotides. RefSeq lists its product as hypothetical. The transcript has 3 exons. The record is from RefSeq and is a predicted model, not a curated record. Gene Ontology annotation, cellular component: ribosome. The coding region runs from base 23 to 880 and encodes 285 amino acids. Lineage: Eukaryota; Fungi; Basidiomycota; Agaricomycetes; Agaricales; Psathyrellaceae. Gene Ontology annotation, molecular function: structural constituent of ribosome. Gene Ontology annotation, biological process: translation.
GGUAAACGCUCGUCGACACAGGAUGCUCGGGGCUCGUUUCCGCCAGGCCGUCCAGGCAGUAGCCUCAGCCUCAACCUCUUCACGACCACUGCACACCUCGAGCGUGCUGCACGCAAAACGAGCCGCCACCGUCAUCCGCAAAGAGAACAUCCUCAAACAAGCCAAACGCGCAAAGGAAGAGCUCUCCGACCGACCCAGUGUAGUCCUCGGCACCAGACCCUCCGAAGAGGCUACCAAAUGGCCAAACUGCCUCCUCGCAAAAGUCAUAGUCGACGAAGAAGCCUUGUUCCGCGGUGAUAUCCCUCCUCCCCCACCAGUAAACCCUUCGACGCUCAACCUCAACGAGGCACCUGAGAUACCAAAAAACCUCGCGUUUGGUGUCGGUGAAGAGGAGAAGGAAAUCCUGUUCAAUACGCUUCCGUCGUUGAGCGUGGAUGCGACGCUGGCACCGGGGACUGGACGGCUCGGGACGGGUACUCACCUUGUGAGCGAACAGAGACGCGAGGAAGCGAGGAAGAGGGAAUUGCUGAAGGUCCAGCACCUGUCUAGAGUCGUGGACCUCCGGAAUACGAACGCGGCGGGUUUGGCAUUCGAGAACCGAAGGCGUAUCAUCCUCGCGUUCUCUACCCCGGAAAACCCAUUUGACCCUGGUCGAGCCGAGGUUCAAGCCGCACUCAAAACCUAUCAAAUCCGCAAACUCUGGAAACACCUCACGACUUUCCGCCGAGACGUAGGCAACCGACUCGGUUUGCGCAAACUCGUCCAUGAACGCGCCAAAAUCUUGCGUUACCUUCGUAACAAGAACCGGGAUCGUUAUGAGACUUUGCUGGAACAGUUGGCUUUGGAACCUGAGGCUGUCGAGGGCGAAUUGGUCGUGUAAAACCAUUUGUUUUCGUCAGUUUCUUCCAGUGCCCUACCACCAUGGUUGGAUAUACUACACUUAGAUAUUC